Messenger RNA from Ostreococcus lucimarinus CCE9901, 378 nucleotides. RefSeq lists its product with no specific name. The transcript has a single exon. NCBI's taxonomy places the organism in Eukaryota, Viridiplantae, Chlorophyta, Mamiellophyceae, Mamiellales, Bathycoccaceae. The record is from RefSeq and is a predicted model, not a curated record. The coding region runs from base 1 to 378 and encodes 125 amino acids.
AUGGAACCGCCUCGGCGCGCGGGGAAGCCGCAAUGGAACGAUUCCGUCGAUGUCGACGCCACGCCGCGGAAAAAGACCGAUAAAGAGUACUUCGACGAGCUCCACAAGCUCGUCGAAGCGAAGGAGGCGGAGGAGGCGAAGGAACGUUUGAGGCAGUUGCAGAAGAAGCGACGGCGGCGGCGAGCGCGCGAGGCGGCGGCGGUGAAGAUUCGAUUUGAAAAAUCCACGAUCGAUUCGAAUCUGGACCCGCAGUCGACGAUAUCUUCGAAAUCGAUCACGGCGCGCGCGCCGCGAUCGAGCAUGGAUAGCACUUCGUCGUUUCAAUCCGCCAUUGAGGGCGCGUGCGCGGACGUUCGGGACUUGGCGCUCGACGCGUAG